AUGUGUCAACGUUGGACAAUCUGCCUGAGUCUUGCCAUCGCAUUGUUGGCAUUCGCUCCGGCAUGCGCAUCCGAUGAUGGUAGCGAUACGGUAUCCGACUUCGAACUGCGAGAUUUUCGCGGCAAACUCCACAAGUUGAGCGACUACUCCGAUGCCAACGUUGUUGUGUUGGCAUUCUGGGGCACCGAAUGCCCGCUGGCCAAGUUGUACGCCCGGCGUUUAGCGGAACUCGCAAACGAUUACGGCGAUGAAGGAGUGGUGUUCCUGGGCGUCUUUUCAAACCAGCAAGAUUCGCUAGAAGAAUUGGGCCACUUUGCGCGAAAGUAUGCGAUCGAUUUUCCCUUGCUGAAGGAUGCAGGAAAUGUGGUGGCCGAUCAACUCACGGCCGAGCGGACACCGGAGGUGUUCGUUCUUGAUGCGAAUCGCACGGUUCGCUACCGAGGGCGGGUAGACGAUCAAUACGAUGUGGGCGUUUUACGGCCGGAGCCUUCUCGGAGCGAUUUAGCAGUUGCACUCGAUGAGCUGCUGGCUGGGGAUGAGGUGAGUGUGCCGCGCACCGAAGCUCCCGGGUGCUUGAUCGGUCGCGUGAAGCCGGUCGAUGAAGGGGCCGAGGUGACUUGGUCUGGACAGGUUGCUGGGAUAUUCCAAGAGCACUGCCAGGAAUGCCAUCGACCCGGCGAGAUUGGACCAUUUCCCUUGCUCACCUACGAAGAUACCCAGGGCUGGGGCCCGAUGAUUGCCGAAGUGGUUCAGCAAGAGCGGAUGCCACCCUGGUUUGCGAACCCCGAUCACGGUGAGUUCUCGAAUGAAUCGAGCUUAAGCGAGGAGGAGAAGCAACAGAUUCUCGCUUGGGUUGCUGCCGGGGCACCGCAGGGUGAUCCAGCAGAGACGCCUAAGCCGCGAUCAUUUAAUUCUGAUUGGCGAAUCGCCGAGCCAGAUACCGUCGUCUACAUGUCGGAACUACCUUUCGAAGUGCCGGCCGAGGGGGUCGUGGAAUAUCAGUGGUAUUUUGCCGAUCCGGGGUUUACUGAAGACACGUGGAUUAAGGCGGCCGAAGCCAAGCCGGGCGCACCCGACGUGGUGCAUCACGUGACGAUCUAUAUCAAACCGCCCGAUGUUCCGUUCAGCUUGCAGAUGAACGAUCGCAUUGCCUUGCUGGCUGGGUUCAAUCCCGGGGGCGAUCCGUGGCGGGCUCCAGAGGGAAUGGCCGUGAAGAUCCCCGCCGGAUCGGAACUGGUGUUUGAAAUGCACUACACGCCCAACGGCAUCCCGCAAGAAGACCGCAGUUAUGUCGGGCUGGAGUUUGCCGACCCAGCCGAGGUGCGGAAGGAAAUCGUUUGCGUGAUGCCGGCCGACACCGAGUUCGAAAUUCCUCCACAUGAAAGCAAUCACGAAGUAGCGACUUCGUGGUACUUCCCGGCCGAUUCGUUGCUGUUGGUGAUGCGACCUCACAUGCAUCUUCGUGGUAAGGCAUUCCGUUACGAGGCCGUCUAUCCCGACGGCACCGAAGAGAUUCUGCUGGACGUGCCGCACUUCGACUUCAAUUGGCAAAACAAUUACGUGCUGGCCGAGCCGAAGGAGAUCCCCGGGGGUACCGAGAUGCGCUGCACGGCUUGGUUCGAUAACUCGGAAGACAACCUAUCAAACCCCGACCCCACGGCCACCGUUCGUUGGGGUGAUCAAACGACCGAUGAAAUGAUGAUUGGUACCUUUGCCAUGGCGCUGGCCGAUCAAGACUUGUUGAUGCAAUCCACCCCGCAGGUUGCAGAUUCUCGUGGCGGACCGUGGCUGCCGUUGACGUUUUUGGCAGUGGCUGUCGUGACAGCUGGAGUUUAUCUCGCUCGCGGGCGACAUGCGGUACGCCGUGAAAGUAACAAGAAGCUGCUGCGGUUGUGCAUCGCUGCGCUCCCGUUGCUGGGGUUGCAAGUGAGUGCUGUGCAUGCUGCUGACGAUCAGGCGGGAUACGAACUUUUCGAGCGGCGGAUCCGCCCGAUGUUCGUCGAGCAAUGCGGUCGUUGCCAUGGGGCGGAUCUGAACGAGCCAAAAGGUGGAUUGCGGCUCAAUUCACGCGAAAGCUUACUUCUGGGGGGCGACCGGGGCCCGGCAAUUGUGCCGGGUAACCCCGACGCAAGUUUGCUGAUCCAGUCGGUGCGGCACGAUCCGGAAGUCGAUCUGGAAAUGCCGCAAGGUCGAGAGCCCUUAAGUAAAGAAGCGAUCGUUGAUCUAGUCGAGUGGGUCGGUUUAGGAGCUCCAUGGCCGGCGGACGUUGUGGUGGACUCGAGUUCAUCGGAAGGUGAAAGCUCUUCCGAGUGGGCGUUCCAGCCAGUCCAAGAGCCUGCGGUGCCGGAAGUGCGUGAUCAGGGGUGGUCUCAGACUGCCGUCGAUCGAUUCAUUUACGAGCGACUGGCGGCCGAAGGUCUUUCACCCGCCGCACCGGCAGAUCGCCGUACGUUGAUUCGACGCGCAACCUACGACUUGAUUGGAUUGCCACCCACGCCGGAAGAGGUGGACGACUUUCUCGCCGACACUUCGCCCAACGCGUUCGCGCGAGUAGUCGAUCGUCUGCUGAGCAGCCCUCGUUAUGGAGAACGGUGGGGACGGCAUUGGCUCGACCUGGUUGGCUACGCGGAAACGGACGGAAACGAAUACGAUCCUGAUAAACCCGAUGCGUAUCGCUUCCGCGACUACGUGAUCGAAGCCUUGAAUGUCGACCUGCCGUACGACGAGUUUCUUCGCGAGCAUUUGGCCGGUGAUUUGUUGGAUGAACUCCGGCUGAGCCUCGAUGGAUCGCAGUUGGCCAGUCCCGUGGCAACCACCUUUUACUGGUUGGGCGAUGUGCAGAACGUUCCUGUCGAUGAGGCGAUGGCGGUUGCCAACCAGGUGGAACGGCAGAUCGACGUGAUUGGAAAGGCGUUUCAAGGUCUUACGUUCGCAUGUGCUCGCUGCCACGAUCACAAGUUCGACCCGAUUUCUACCGAAGAGUAUUACGGCCUGGCCGGGUUCAUCUACAGUUCGAAGAGCGUGCAUCGGUCAAUCGACUCACCCGCCAAGCAAAAAGCGAUUGAACGCCACGUAAGCGAGAUGCGUGCGCUUCGUCGAGAGAUCCGGUCGUUGUCCUGUGUUUCGGCCGUGGAAACGCAGCGGAAGGCCAUGGAGAUGACGGCUGAAUAUCUCUUGGCAGCCAAGCCGUUACUGCAGGGCGAUGAAGCCCCUGAACAGGAUCGCCUUGAACAAGUCGCCAGCCAGCAGCGACUCGAUGCUUCAAUACUUGGUAGCUGGUGUGAGUUGCUAAGUGCAGCGAAUGCCAAUCGUGAUCCAAUCUUCUAUCCCUGGGUGCGGCUAGCCGGCCAACCGCCCGAGAGAAUUGCCCGACGAGCAGCAGAUUUUGGGAAAAGUAUGUCGAAUGCCUCCACCGGUGUGCUCGGUGGGAUGGCGGGAGAACAAUUGUUCGAGGGCUUUGAACGCACGAGCUACGGUAACUGGAGAGUCAUCGGCCCGGCUUUUGAAGGUGGGCCGGCUCACGAUCCCCCACCCGAAAUUCAUGGGGUCCAAGAUUCGGGUUACGCGUCUAGUGCGGGAGUCAGCGAUGUGCUCACGGGCCGCUUGCUCAGCGACCCGGUGACUUUGCCCAAGCCGUAUAUCAACCUUCUCAUUGCAGGAGGAGAUUUUCCGGAUCGGGCUUGCUUCAAUGGCAUAAUUUUCGGCCAGCGAAUUCCCGAACUGAUGGUCACUGGGGAUGGUACUGGAAAGAUGCGGCUAGUCAGUCUCGAUGUUCGCAACCUCAUUGGUCGCGAGAUUCGUUUCGAACUGGUCGAUGAAGUCAGCGAACCAGGUGGGUGGAUUGCGGUUGAUCAGAUCUUCUUCUCCGACGAAGAACCGCAAAUGCCAGAGCCGAAACCGAAUGGUGUGGUGGCCGAGUUUCUCGGUCAACCUGGUUUGACGAGCACAGCCGGUUUGGCUCAACGCUACGAAGACGCACUUCUUACGGCCCUCGACCGGUGGCAAGAACUCUUGGAGGAGAAUCCUGAAGCUACCCGGCUAAACGAUGAGGGAGCAGAGCAACUCAGACGUUUCGCUUUGGGAGACAUUAACCCGUUAUCAACGCAGGGUGCCGUCAGUGUGGUCAGUGAAGAACUCAGCACCAAGCUCGCAGCGUUGCGAGGGCGGUUGCGUGAACUCGAAGGAAGUAUUCCUAAGUUGUCUACCGCCACGACUGCAGAAGAUGCUCUAUCGCAAGAUGUUCCGGUUCAUAUCUCGGGGCAGCCAAGCAACGCUGGAGACAUCGCACCGCGUGGCGUUCCGCAGUGUUGCUCGGCCGAAGGGGAUGCCCCGGAAUCGUUUGACGGUAGCGGGCGCAUGUUUUUGGCCGACCGAAUUGCCUCGGCCGAGAAUCCGCUAACUGCGCGGGUGAUGGUGAAUCGUCUGUGGAAAUAUCACUUCGGACAAGGCUUGGUAAAUACGCCCGACAAUUUCGGUCUGCAAGGCGAGUCGCCCAGCCAUCCCGAGCUAUUGGACUACCUUGCAGUGCGGUUCAUCGAGUCUGGCUGGUCGUUGAAGGCAAUGCAUCGCAUGAUGAUGCUGUCUUCUACUUACCAGCAGGGCAACGCAGUCUCGAGCGACGCCCAACAAAUCGAUCCCGACAACCGGCUGCUGCACCACAUGGCUCCGCGACGCCUGGAAGCCGAGUGCGUGCGGGAUGCCAUUUUGCAGGUGGCCGGGAACCUGAACGACGAGAUGUACGGCCCCAGCGUGAAGCUAUACAUCACACCGUAUAUGGAAGGUCGUAGCUUGCCGGAGGUUUCUGGUCCCCUGGAUGGUGAUCGGCGACGAAGUAUCUACCUAGAACUUCGACGCAACCAUCUGCCCUCGAUGCUGACCAGCUUUAAUCUUCCAAAGCCAGCCACAACUGCCGGGCGACGAGUCACUUCAUCUCUGCCAACACAAGCGCUGGUGAUGUUGAAUAACGAGUUUGUUCAUCAGCAGGCUGCAGCCUGGGCGAGUUCGAUUGAGGAACUACCCGAGGAUCGGGACAUUCGUAUUCAGUCUGUCUACGAACGCGCACUCGGUCGGGCUCCCGAAGAUGAAGAGCAGCAGUGGGCAGACGAGUUUUUUGAGUCGCAGCUAAAGAGAUAUCAAUCGGUCGAACUGUCGGGUGCUAAUGCCGAGGUAAUGGCCUGGGCCGACCUUUGUCAUGUUAUGUUCAAUUUGGCAGAAUUCAUGUACGUGCGCUAA
This is a messenger RNA of Cladocopium goreaui, 5232 nucleotides long. The record is from the annotation of a GenBank genome assembly. Lineage: Eukaryota; Dinophyceae; Suessiales; Symbiodiniaceae.